AUGAAACCAAACCAAAAACAUCAAGUUUUAAUGAAGAUCUGUNCUCGAUGGGUUGAGCCUUACAAUCGCGACAAAACUGUGUUUACCACUAGUGGAUUAGUAGUUUAUUGUCAAGUUUGUGAUCGUCAGGUGCGUUGUAACAAAAAGUUUCAAAUAACGCAACAUGUAACUACAGAGUUUUAUUUGAAAUGUUUGAAAAAAAGUUCCAACAACAGUAAACAAAUGUUGUUGGGAGAUGAAACCAAACCAAAAACAUCAAAAUUUAAUGAAGAUCUGUGUUUGAGCCUCGUAGCUGCAAAUAUACCUUGGUUUAAACUACAAAAUCCAGACUUCCGCGAUUUUUUACAAAAUUAUACAAAAAAACACAUUCCUGAUGAAACCACUCUACGUAAGUCUUUCUUACAUCCAUUUUAUGUAAAAACAAUUGAAAAAAUUAGAGAAAAAAAUGGGGAUUCGUAUAUAUAUUUAGUCGUUGAUGAAACUACAGAUAUCAAUGGUAGUUAUAUUGUAAACCUUUUAGUUGGUGUGUUAAAUGAACAAAAUGCUAGCAAACUAUUUAAAAAUGAUUUGAAAUACAUUUCAAAGCUGGUAAAACACUAA
This is a messenger RNA of Cinara cedri, 600 nucleotides long. Lineage: Eukaryota; Metazoa; Arthropoda; Insecta; Hemiptera; Aphididae. The record is from the annotation of a GenBank genome assembly.